Leptinotarsa decemlineata (Colorado potato beetle) is the source of this 1166-nucleotide messenger RNA. RefSeq names its product Mitochondrial Transcription Factor B1 (gene mtTFB1). Lineage: Eukaryota; Metazoa; Arthropoda; Insecta; Coleoptera; Chrysomelidae. Gene Ontology annotation, molecular function: mitochondrial transcription factor activity; rRNA (adenine-N6,N6-)-dimethyltransferase activity. Gene Ontology annotation, cellular component: mitochondrial matrix. The record is from RefSeq and is a predicted model, not a curated record. Gene Ontology annotation, biological process: transcription initiation at mitochondrial promoter; rRNA methylation.
GGUUAUUCUAUGUAUGCUGUAAAGCAAGAAACUUUCCUUGACGAUUUUGAGGAACCAGCUAAAGUACAUCAGUAAUGGCAGCUUCCUUACCACAUAUUCGUUUACCUCCUCUUCCAUCAAUUAGAGAUUUAGUUAAGUUGUAUCGCAUUAGAGCUCUAAAAAAGUUAUCUCAAAAUUUUUUAAUGGAUGAACGCAUAACUGACAGAAUUGUUAAAGCUGCUGGACACAUCAGGAACCAUUAUGUUUGUGAAAUCGGUCCAGGCCCAGGAGGAAUCACCAGGUCUAUAAUUAAACAGUCUCCCCACAAGUUAAUCGUUGUUGAAAAAGAUGCCAGGUUCUUACCAACCUUGGAGAUGUUGCAGGAAGCCUGUAAAGGUUACAUAAAAAUGGAUAUAGAAAUUGGAGACAUCAGAUCAUAUAACUUGGAGGCAGGCUUCGCAGGUGCUCCCAAACUCGGUUGGUUUGAAGCUCCACCACCAGUACACUUGAUAGGAAAUUUGCCAUUCAGCGUGUCAACAAAUCUUAUCAUUAGAUACUUACAGUCUGUCUCUGAAAAAAAUUCUGCAUGGAGUUUCGGAAGAACUUCGAUGACAUUGACUUUUCAAAAAGAAGUGGGCGAGAGAAUGAUAGCACCUAUAAUGCACAAACAGAGAUGCAGGUUGUCUGUCAUGAGCCAGCUGUGGUGUGAAGUCAACUAUAAAUUUACAAUACCAGGUUCAGCCUUUCUGCCUAAACCAGAUGUUGAUGUAGCUGUUGUAACAUUUAUACCAAAAAAGUACCCACUUGUUGAUUUACCCUUCAAGAUGGUAGAAAAAGUUUUGAGGAAUAUAUUCAAUAUGAGACAGAAGUAUUGUAUUAGAGGUGCUGAGAGGCUAUUUCCAGAAGAUAUGAGAGAAUAUCUAGGUUUGAAACUUCUAAAGUUAGCCGAAGUUCCACCUACAACCAGACCUUUUCAAAUAAGCAAUGAAGAAUUUGUAAGGAUUUUUUAUGCAUAUAAAAUAAUAUGUGAAGAACACCCUGGAAUAGAAGAUUAUGAUUCAAGGGGACCUAAACUCGUAAAUGAUGAAGAAUUGGAGGUUUAGUUUUGAUUAGAGCCUAAAUGUUAGCUUCUUGUUAGUUUUUGUUUCAGUUUCUAAUAUACUUUAAAUAUAGUACUUCAAAAGAGA